AGCCGCCAGCCUUAGCUCGAAGGUUGCGAGGUCUCUCUCUCCCUCUGUCUCUUCAGCGGCUGGGCUUCUGGCCGCGGCUGCGGGAGCUGCAAGGGCGGUUAUAGCCGUGGUGCGGCGGGCCGUGCCCGAAAGAGCGGAAAGGCGCGAGGUGCCCAGCCAGCUUCGACGCCGGGUUGGCUCGCCUUGCUCCAGUGUCCCCCGAACGGCUGAGCGCCACGCAGCGGGCAGGAGCCUGUUGGGUGGGUCUCCCACCUGCCGACGACCAUGGCCGGGUCCGAGCAGGACGGCGGCACCGGAGAGGCGCCGCUGCCCUUCGAGGACGCCGAGCUAGCGCUGGCUGGGAUCAAUAUGCUGCUCAACAACGGGUUCCGGGAAUCCGACCAGCUCUUCAGGAAAUACAGAAACCAUAGUCCUUUAAUGAGUUUUGGAGCCAGCUUUGUCAGCUUUUUGAAUGCUAUGAUGACGUUUGAAGAAGAGAAAAUGCAGUUGGCAUGUGAUGAUUUAAAAGCUACCGAAAAAUUAUGUGAGAGUGAAGAAGCAGGAGUCAUAGAAACAAUAAAAAAUAAAAUUAAGAAGAAUGUUGAUGGAAGGAAAACUGCCCCAUCCAUGAUGGAUCGAUUGCAGAGGCAAAUCAUUGUGGCAGACUGUCAAGUUUAUCUUGCUGUGCUCUCUUUUGUAAAACAAGAAUUAUCAGCUUAUAUAAAAGGUGGGUGGAUCCUUAGAAAAGCUUGGAAAAUCUACAAUAAGUGCUAUUCAGACAUUAAUACACUUCAGGAAUUAUAUCAGAAGAAGAUAACUCAGGAAUCUUUGACUUCUGAUGCUACAAAUGAUAAUCAUAUUGCUGCAGAAGGUGUUACAGAGGAUUCACUUAACAGACUGAAAGGUGCUGUUAGCUUUGGAUAUGGACUUUUUCAUCUUUGCAUAUCCAUGGUGCCCCCAAACCUGCUCAAAAUCAUCAAUCUACUGGGUUUUCCUGGAGACCGCCUGCAGGGGCUUUCUUCAUUGAUGUAUGCAAGUGAAAGUAAGGACAUGAAGGCCCCUUUAGCUACGUUAGCCUUGCUGUGGUACCACACUGUGGUUCGCCCUUUCUUUGCUUUGGAUGGCAGUGAUACCAAAGCAGGAUUGCAAGAGGCUGAAGAGAUUCUUCUGAAAAAAGAAGCUGCUUAUCCAAACUCAUCUCUCUUUAUGUUUUUCAAAGGCAGAAUACAGCGUUUAGAGUGUCAAAUCAACAGUGCCUUGACCUCCUUCAAUACUGCUUUGGAACUUGCAACUGAUCAGAGAGAGAUUCAGCAUGUCUGCCUCUAUGAAAUUGGCUGGUGCAGCAUGAUAGAAAUGAACUUCAAGGAUGCUUUCAAAUCAUUUGAACGUCUUAAAAAUGAAUCAAGAUGGUCCCAGUGUUAUUAUGCCUACUUAACAGCAGUGUGUCAAGGAGCUACUGGUGAAGUGAAUGGUGCACAGACUGUUUUCAAGGAAGUCCAGAAGCUUUUCAAAAGAAAAAACAAUCAAAUUGAACAAUUCUCAGUCAAAAAGGCAGAGAGAUUUAGGAAGCAAAAACCAACCAAACAACUUUGUGUAUUGGCAUCCAUCGAGGUACUAUACUUAUGGAAAGCUCUUCCAAACUGUUCAUUCACCAAUCUACAGCACAUGAGUCAAGCUUGCCAGGAAAUUGAGGAUUCAACAGUUGUUGGUUUGAAGAACUUGCUACUUGGUGCCAUACAUAAAUGCUUAGGAAAUGCUGAAGAUGCAGUUCAGUUCUUUCAAAGAGCCCUUAAAGAUGAAAUCUGCCGCCAGAACAACCUGUAUGUUCAACCAUAUGCUUGCUAUGAACUUGGCUGUCUUUUAUUAGAAAACCCUCAGUCUGUCCCAAGAGGUAAGGUGUUACUGCAUCAGGCAAAGGAAGAAUUCACAGGGUAUGAUUUUGAGAACAGGUUGCAUGUUCGCAUCCAUGCAGCAUUAGCCUCUCUGCGAGAAGUUGUCCCCCAGUGAUGAACAGAAAGGCUCCCAUCUUUUCUUUUUCGACUUUUGCCCUCGAAGGACAAAGCUGUCAGGAAGAUCAGCUUUCCUCCAGAAAACCAUCCUGUGCAAGAGAUGUUUUCCUAAAGAUGCAAAGCUGGUGAUGAAAAAAUGUUAACAAUCUCAACAAUUAAGGACUCAGUCAAAAAGGUUAAGUGACCUUAGGCUCAAACAACUGGUGAUUUCUCAUGUAUAUGUCCUUUUUAAAUUCGGGGAAGCUAGACAUUAUGUUCAAGCCCAGCCACACAGACAGGGGAUGGUUCUGGAGAAUUCCUUUGAAUAUUAAAGUCCUUUAGUUCCAAUGCUUAGAGAUGUCUUUUUUGUUGUUGUUUUUUGUCAAGCUGGAAAUCAUAGCCUGUGGUUGUACAAAUGAACGAACAAUGAGCACACACUGAUUUUCUCUAUCAAUAUUGGCUUGAUUUCUAUUAUUUUUCCCAUUUCUGAAUAGCUUAACUAUUCUUCUAUUGAAAGGAACCCUUUUCAUGGAAACAAUAUUAUAAAGUUGUUUCAGUAUGGUAUAGAAAUGAAUAGUUAUAUUCAAAAGCCAAUGGAUAUAGAGCUGGAAAAUUGCCUGGUGCAUUUACAGCACAACAAACCUGCCCAUGGAACUUUUCUUGGUCAUACAGAUAUAUGUAAAUAAUGAGAUCUGCUCCCAUAUUUAUUUUAAAUUAUGAGAAUAUAUUUAGAAACUUUAUUUUUUAGCCAAAUGUUUAUUUUUUAAAUCCUUAAGCAUUGUGUUAAACAUUUGAUACCUAUUUAAAUGGUAGUGUGGAUAAUUGGUUGUCAACAAGGGAUUUGUGAAUCAUUCAUGUUGCUAAAAUGUAGGUUAAAUAUGAAAAACUUGCCUUCUGGCAUUUUAAACCUAUAGUAUCCCUCCUUCUGGUUUUAGAACUUUUAAAAUAAUAUAACACAGUAGAAGUUUAUUCAAUUUUCUGACUUUUAAAAUUGUCACACAUUAUUUUAGUGUGUAUGUAUUUUUAAGGCAAAUAUUGUUUUUUGAAAAACAAUUUUUAGCAUAGUAGCUUUUCCUAUAUAUUGUGAAGCUUUUUUUAAUGGCAUUAAAGCCUUAUUUUCAAUUUCUGAAAUUUCUCUUUCACAACUCUGGAUUCUCACCUGAUCUGCUAAAUGCUUUAUCUUGUUUGUAGUUCACUUGAACAAACAAGCUCCAAAGAGCAUUAAGAAAGAGAAAAAGAUUACAAUUACAUUCACAAGGACUUCCCUGUUCACUUUCAGCAUUGGGUAAUGCUGGCAUGAGCACACACAGGAUAGUUCCUGUCCUGUGUUAUGAGCUCAGUGCUUGGAUUAUCAAAUGUGAAUUGGAACCAAAUGACCAAGUACAUCAUGUAACUGCUAAAUUGCAUAGCCUGUUUCUUGCUACUCUCCCCAAAAGUACUUAGUGGUUAUUAUAUCAUCUGUGCUCUUUUUAAAAAAAAACUAUAUUCUGUGAACAAUUAACUCAAACUUGAUUGUCAAACCUUCUUGAUUCUAUUGCUUUGGCGAUAUUUUGUUCUAAAUGUUUAGUUCCUUUUUUGUAUUUCAGUUUACAUUGGUGUUUGUAGUCAAUUUUCAGUGGAAACAAGAUAUGAUUGUCCAUACAUUUUGCCCUUUAAAACCAGGAAUUACCAGAGAGACUGUUCUUCAGUAUGGUGCCCAUUCCAUAUCAUCAUCAUCAGAAUUACAUCAGAGCUGCCAUUUCUUAGUCUGAUUCUAAUCCUGAUUCUGGCCUUCUCUGUAGCAGCUCCAGACUUUUGGGACCUGCUCCCUACUGAGAGAGGAGGAUUAACCUAAUUUGCAGCCUUUUAAAAAGGCUUUUACACACAACUGCCUUGUUCCUAACUAUUUUAAUAGUGGCAAUUUAUUAAUAUUUUAUUUGUUUAAGUAUUUUUACCCCAACAUUUUGAAAUAAAUAACAAAAUAAAGCAAGAUAAUUAAAUACUGUAUAAAUUCUAAACCAGUUGUGUAAUUCUAGUCAGGUAAAUCAUUAGAAUAAAAAAACAUAGGAAAUUUUAACACAGAUAUAACUUUUGUCUUGCAAAUAAAAACAUCCAAGCAAGCAUCUUAAAUCCAAAACAUCUUGCAAAAUCAUCUUCAUUAACUUUCUUAAAGAUAACAAUGCUCCAGGAUACUGUGACCCAUAGAUUUCUGUGGAGAAAUUAUUUCACAACGAUGGCAGCCAUUGAGAUAGACUGUUUCUAGGAUCAUCCACAUGAUCUCCUGAGACAAAUAGGUGGAAUGGACAGUUGCCAAGCAAAGCGUUUAUAGGCCAGAAACAGCGAUUUGAAUUAUCUUUUGAAAUUACUUUGAAACAACACAGUACCUGCAAGAGUGAAGUUACAUGGCUGAAGAAGCUUUCACUUCUCAGCAGUUUGCUAGUAGUUUUGGGGAUAGGCCCAAAUAAAGUGCAUUGCUACCCCAUUUUGAAGGGAUGAGGGCACAAGCCAUGCAUGUCAAAACCUUCUGCUCCAAAAAGGGCCUCAACUGGUCCAUCAGUCAAAGUGGAGCAAAGGCCAUGUCUUCUAUCUGUGAAUCAUAUUGUGGCUAUGACUUCAAAAGUCAUGAACCUGCUUUUUAAAGUGGAAUGCAACCUUAUCUGCAGCCAAUAUAAUCAACAAAGGACCAGAUUGCUUCUGGACUAGCAAUACCUUACUCUUAUUGGACUUAAAUUUCAGCUUGUUUCAACUGUCAAUCCCAUAUAGACUAUGGGCACCAUAUGAGGAUUACCAGGGCAUCAAUAGUUUGGCCUGAGAUUGAGUUUACACCAUGGAAUAUUAACAUAUUGAUGGUCCCUCAUCCAGAAAUGAUCUCUUCUACUGAUUUUAUAGAAAUGCUAAACACAGAGCCAAGAAUGACACGAAGUAAAUGAAAGGGCUAGCUGAACUUUAGCACUAAUGAUUGGAGCUACACCUACAGAAUGAAGUGGACAAACAAAACAAUGCAACAUACCCCAAAAUAAUUAGACAUGAAGAAACAUAUGGGAAGAUCAAUCUAUGUCUUAAAUAUGUGUCUAUAAGAUGGUCCAGCAGAAAAGCAUGGAGGGUGUGAAUGCUUUUGAGAGGUCUGUAGGAUCAGGAGAAUUGAACUUUCUAUCUGGGUGGUAACAAAGAUCAUCUACCAGAUGUCCUAUGCUGUUUUCAUCUUCAUUAAAAGGGAAGAUGAGUGUAGGUGGAAGUUAUGUAAUACAUUACUUCCUCUGUUUCAUCCCCCAGAAUUUUUGAUACAUGAAUAGGUAAUCAAAGGAGAGGGAAAGGCUCUUCAGGAUAUCACAUCCAGUAUUCUCAUCUCAGUUUCAAGCUUGACUAGUUCCAUAGCAGAACUAUCUACCAAAAAUCUAUAAGCAGCUACUGAAAAGGAUACAGUGUUAAGUGUUCAGGUAGCCCAUUCUAAUCAGUCCUUAGCCUUUCAGAUGUCACUCGUGCCAACAGGGAACAUAUUGACUGGGAAGUGAUCUGAGCAUGAUAAAAGCCUAUUGCAAUAUUCUUCAUAACCUCAGCCAUCUGCUCUGGGGUGAAGAAAAAUGGACCUAACAUCAGUAGCAGUCGGAAGCCAAAGCGUCCUUCAAUCUGGCCUCCUGAGCUCAGGGAAAGGACAUCUGAAGAAAAAGAGACAGACCAAGUGGACAAUCCCCCUUCUCUAGAAACAGCUUCUCCUUUCAUAGUUCCCAUUGUUUAUCACUUCUGGUAAUUUGCCUCAUUCUCACCCUCAGUGGGAUCAAGGGCCUAUCCUCACCAUUGUUCUUUAGGAUCUUCCUAACAAGAAACUACUAUUUCCUACCCCUCCAACACCUGAUAUGAACCAUCUGUCUGACCAAUGACACCUCUGGAUUAUCCUUCUUCAAAAUCCUCACAUCCAACUACAAAACAAAUCUCGCAACCCUGAAGAAACUUGAAAGCUGUCAGGUACAACAAAAGUUCACUCUCCCUGCUUAACUCACCCAAAGUUUACUUGCCGCCAAUAAUUGCUUAUCCCAAAAGUUCCUUACUCAGAUAUAGCAUAUUUUAGUCAGAAUGCUAAACAUUCACCAGAUUUUUGGACAGUCAAGUUUAAUCAGCAUUUUAAAUCUGGUUUUAGCAGCAGACCUAUCUAUAUAUUUAUGAGACCUAAGGGGCUUUUGAGUGCCCAAACCCAAAGCAACACCAACCAUCCUGUUUUUGGAAACUUAGGUAGCUAAAAUAAGAAAAAAAUCAUUUGAUGAUGAGAAUAUAGGAUGGGGCAAGUUAAUUUUGAAAAUAGUUUUGAUCAGCUAAAAUUUAUAGAUAUAUAUCUGCAUUUUUUUCUUAACAGUUUCUUAUUAGUACAAGCAACUUUUUUCAACAUACAGUCUUUUACAAAACAAAUCGCUAAAUAUAUAUAAAUAUAUAACCCCUUGUUAUGGGGUUAUAACAAAAUUUCCUAAAUGUCUUGUGAUUAUGUGCCAGCAGGGAUGUUUGCAGACUAUGGUGAAAAUAUUCAAGGUGGUAGCCAUGGUGUGUGAUCAAAGAUCCACUUGUUUUUAUAGGUGCCGGAUUGAAUAAAAUUGGGUGAGGCAGUAUCAUAGUGGCCCUUCUUGAUUUUUUUUCUAAACUAUACCCUGCAAAUACCCCUGUAUGCCAGGAAAUGUGUGAACAAGAUAAAUUUGCAAAACUUGUAUACUCCCAUUUUGGAGCCAUUGGCUGGUUCCUUCAAAAACCAUAGUUUUAUAGAGCCAGUGUUACCUGGCCAUGGAUAUGCUUCUGUCACUAUGUCUGUUCUGAGAUGCAUCAAUCUUGCAAGCAAAAUGGCUGUCUAAUAUAUAAACAGUAGCUUUCUGCUCCAUCCACCCAAGUAUUCCCAUUCCUACUAUUACUUUCCCCAUAUAUACAUUCUAGAAGAAACUUCUUGUAAACAUAAAAGGUAUUUUUAUAUUAGAUUAUGCUGGUGAUGAGAACAAUCGUGACUGUAUUUUAUGUAAUCAGAAUGUUUUUAUACUUUAUAGCUCGGAGGCAUGAUCUAAUAGCAAUAAUUGAUUAAGCAUCUCAUAGGGUUAAUAUAUAUUUUAAGAAUUUUACCAAGGCAGAUAUAUUUUUGUUGUUGAAACUUUUUACUGCAUCGGUGAAUAACUUGAAGUUUUACAUGUCACUUUAGAUUGUUUUCUAUAAUAUACUAUAGGUCUCAUUUAUUUAACAUUAAAAAAAAUAUUUCUGCUUAGUUAAAUUAAAAUUUGAUAUUUUCCUGUUUCAAUGUCUUAGAACCAGGAUGAGUAACAUGAUUUUCUUCUGAUGUUGUUCUCCAACUCCCAUCAGCGGUAGUUAAAAAGGCUAGUUAUGAGGGAUAAUGGGAGUUGCUGUUGGAAAAAAAAAGGGAGGGCCAUUCUGGCCUACAACCAGUAGUUUUCUGAUUUCAAUUUAUUGCAUGUUUUUCAGGGAUUAAAUAUUUAUGAAGGAGAAUUCUUACUUAUGGCACUAGUUAAUGUUGCACAGGAGAAGCAUAGAAUGUAUCUUAAUACUGUAAUCCUUGCUUAAAGCAACAGAAGCGGCUCUUUCAAAAUAGAGGAAAAGCAGGGAAAAUAUAUGGGGGGAGAUCUGCUUUUCCUGAUGCUUUUUUCCCCACAGGAAACUAUUUGGGCAGGUUAAAGACUCUUCUAACUUAUUGGUAAGAAAGCAGCAGGAGGAAAGAUUUGAAUGUGGGGAAAAUCUUCCUCCCUCCCUCUCCCUCUCUCUCUCCCUCCCCCCGCCCCUCUCUCACACACAGACACACAGACACCAUAUAAAUCUCAAUUCUUCAGGACACUGAGUAAAUAGCAAUAGAAAUAGCAGUUAGACUUAUAUACCGCUUCAUAGGGCUUUCAGCCCUCUCUAAG
This is a messenger RNA of Thamnophis sirtalis, 7828 nucleotides long. RefSeq names its product tetratricopeptide repeat domain 39C (gene TTC39C). The record is from RefSeq and is a predicted model, not a curated record. Gene Ontology annotation, biological process: otolith morphogenesis; cilium assembly. Lineage: Eukaryota; Metazoa; Chordata; Lepidosauria; Squamata; Natricidae. Gene Ontology annotation, molecular function: protein binding.